UUGACGUUGACUUUCUGACAUUUCCAUUGUGAUCAAUCUGGAUGUGCUGGAGAAGUUGUUUAUCGGAACAGAAUAUUGGAGAAGACUAGUUGACAGUGGCCGUGGUUUAAUUAACAACGAUUAAUUAAGAGAAAAUGUCGGGAUCUGCAUUGCAAGUAGAUGAGAAUUUCGAUGGUGGAGAGUUCGACGAAGACGAGCUAGGUGAGGUACAAAUUCAAACUUCAGCUGGUCGCAAAAGAUUAUUUAGCAAAGAACUUCGUUGUAUGAUGUACGGAUUCGGAGAUGAUAAAAAUCCUUAUACUGAAAGUGUUGAUCUCCUGGAGGACCUUGUUAUUGAAUACAUAACCGAAACAACUCAUAGAGCCAUGGAGAUAGGUCGUACUGGACGAGUUCAAGUAGAAGAUAUUAUUUUCUUGGUGCGAAAAGAUGCUCGAAAAUACGCUCGUGUAAAAGAUUUGCUGACAAUGAACGAAGAAUUGAAGAAAGCCCGCAAAGCGUUCGAUGAAAUUAAAUAUGUUGGUAACGAGGCUAAGCUUAAAUGACAUACAAAAAAGGAUAACUUGUAUUUUAGGUAGCAGCACUAUUUUCUGUUUAUUUGAACAUUUUAUUAAAUCAAUAUUUUAAGGUUUAAAAUAAAUUUCGUAAUAUUUACGUAUUCA
This is a messenger RNA of Hermetia illucens (black soldier fly), 659 nucleotides long. RefSeq names its product transcription initiation factor TFIID subunit 13 (gene Taf13). The transcript has 4 exons. Gene Ontology annotation, molecular function: protein heterodimerization activity. Lineage: Eukaryota; Metazoa; Arthropoda; Insecta; Diptera; Stratiomyidae. The record is from RefSeq and is a predicted model, not a curated record. Gene Ontology annotation, biological process: transcription by RNA polymerase II. Bases 135 to 542 code for a protein of 135 amino acids. Gene Ontology annotation, cellular component: transcription factor TFIID complex.